AUGCGCCGGCUUUUUGUAAUGAAGUCCCCUGCAGUCGCCAAAACCACAGCCGGUGCUGCCUCCACACAACUGAACACGCACAGCCACAGCCAUAGUCAUAGUCAUGGCAGCAUUGAGAAGAACAUCUCAGGCAAGCUCCUGCGUCAGUGCCAGAUUGCCACCUUGGCGGGUGGAGCCACAAACGUGUUCUUCUGCGUCACGAAACUGUGGAUCGGCUCUGCUGGUGGCUCCGUUGCUCUCCUUGCCGAUGGCUUCCAUUCCCUCACAGACAUUCUCGCUGACAUCAUCUCCUAUGCCGCCAUCUCACUUUCCCGAAAGAGGCUGCCACGGUGCCGGUUUCCGCUAGGCAUCGGUCGCCUCGAAACCUCUGGCGCCGUCAUCGUGGCGGCGAUUCUCUUCUUUGGCGGUGUGGCUCUUCUUAUCCAGUCUCUCGAGCAGUGCUUCUCCGAGUUGGCGACUCUGCUGGGGACAGCGGCGCCGACGCGUGGCAUUGCUGCUGUCUUUGGGAUCAGCUCCCACCGCGCAAUGGCCGAAGCGAGCGGCAAGUCCACGUUGGCAAGCGCCACAGCGGGCCACGACCAUGCGCACGGGUCGCAUAUUUACAGCCACGCUCAAAGCAACGGCGGAGGCGACCACCAAGGCCAUAGUCACUUUCAGGUGAUGCAAUACGACGAGGGCAUCGGAGAGCAGGUGAUCCUGUGGACGAUGGUCGGCAUUGCUGCGGGGUCGGUGGUCUGUAAAGAACUCCUGUUCCAGUGGACACGGCGUGUCGGGCUGCGCGCUGGUUCGCGUGUCGUUUUGGCCAACGCCUACCAUCACCGCGCGGAUGCGUGGAGCGGAGGGGUGGCACUGAUUGGUGUGGCUGGGCAGGUGAUGGGUCUGCCUGGCGUGGACGGAUUUGCCGGCCUUGCCGUGUCGCUGUCCAUCUGCAAAAUGGGUUACGGUAUUUUCAAGGACGCCGUGCUUGAGUUUUUCGACUACCAGAACGCCAAGGAGGUCUGUGUCAUUCGAGAGCAGCUGCAAAAAUUUAACCUCCACAUCGUACGUGGGGUGGAUGUCGUGCCGAACUACAACUCCCAGGAUGCGGCGAAGGCGGCGACCUCCGAAGCGGAAGCGUCGUCGGCCAAUUAUACCCCCACCGCCUUGAGCUCCGAUGAGGAUGACACCGUUCACCGCAGGAAAAUUCACUUCAUUAAUGUGUUUCUCGUGCGCCACGGCCACCAGUACGCCGUGCACGUCACACUGCUCGUCCACGAGAGUGUUUCUGCACAGAAAAUUCAGGAAGCAACAGACCUGAUCACGGCGCUGGCUCGUCGCAGUCUGCCGGUGCAGGACACUUUUACAACUCUACUCCUCUGCAGCAACUACACUGAGUCGCGAGACGUCUCCCUCUGCGGCUGCAAUAAUGACGCUAAAGGAACGGAUGAGGAAGCCGCAGCUGCCACGUUAAGCGGUGCCUCUGCAGGAGACCACCACCAUCACCAUUCACACGCAGGGCCCAGCCACUCGUACUCGCACACACGCGGUGGCGACGAUAACGCUACCUCGGCUCUGCCAAUCGCUGCCACAGGCGCAAUUAUCAAUCCGUCGCUUGAGCGGUGCAUCACGUCCCUGCAGGAGUUCCACACAUUCACGGCACCGAUUCGCUACAGUUGGGAGGAGCGCACCAUCACCGCCCCCUCGUCGGAGUCGUGCGAGUGUGAGCGCGACAUCAGCUCCGUUGCAGAAAUGUUUAAGUGCCGCCUCGUGGGCGGUGGGCUCAUUUCUAGCAGGAAGGCCGCCGAGGAUUUGGCUGAGCGGAGCUGCCACAGCCACUUUCACGGUGCACACCCCGGCCAUUCUCACUAG
Messenger RNA from Leishmania braziliensis MHOM/BR/75/M2904, 1848 nucleotides. Its product is annotated as putative cation transporter. Gene Ontology annotation, biological process: transmembrane transport; monoatomic cation transport. NCBI's taxonomy places the organism in Eukaryota, Euglenozoa, Kinetoplastea, Trypanosomatida, Trypanosomatidae. Bases 1 to 1848 code for a protein of 615 amino acids. The transcript has a single exon. Gene Ontology annotation, cellular component: membrane. Gene Ontology annotation, molecular function: monoatomic cation transmembrane transporter activity. The record is from RefSeq and is a predicted model, not a curated record.